This is a messenger RNA of Chenopodium quinoa (quinoa), 393 nucleotides long. RefSeq lists its product as uncharacterized. Lineage: Eukaryota; Viridiplantae; Streptophyta; Magnoliopsida; Caryophyllales; Amaranthaceae. The transcript has a single exon. The record is from RefSeq and is a predicted model, not a curated record. The coding region runs from base 1 to 393 and encodes 130 amino acids.
AUGAAAGGUGUAAUGAGAUUUGGGAAGAAAAUAAAGCUUAGCCCAAAGUAUAUUGGUCUAUAUGAAAUUUUGCAAAGGAUAGGCAAAGUAGCUUAUAGGUUGGCCUUACAUAUGGAGCUAAGUAAAGUACAUGAUGUAUUUCAUGUAUCUCAGUUAAGGAGGUAUAUCCCUGAUAAGUCACAUGCGCUACAACCUGAAACCAUUGAAAUAGAUCAAAGCUUAACUUAUGAGGAAAGACCUGUCAAGAUCCUUGACAGUAAAGUGUGUAGUACACGCAAUAAGGAAGUUAAGAUUAUUAAAGUGCUAUGGUCUAACCAAGAGUAUGAGGAAGCAACUUGGGAAGCUGAGGAUGAGAUGAAAAAGAAAUAUCCCGAGUUAUUUAAGGUAUGUUGA